This is a messenger RNA of Hipposideros armiger (great roundleaf bat), 3257 nucleotides long. RefSeq names its product calcium/calmodulin dependent protein kinase II delta (gene CAMK2D). Gene Ontology annotation, molecular function: calmodulin binding; calcium/calmodulin-dependent protein kinase activity; ATP binding. Lineage: Eukaryota; Metazoa; Chordata; Mammalia; Chiroptera; Hipposideridae. The transcript has 21 exons. Bases 24 to 1565 code for a protein of 513 amino acids. Gene Ontology annotation, biological process: protein phosphorylation. The record is from RefSeq and is a predicted model, not a curated record.
CUUUCUCAGUGGUGAGAAGAUGUAUGAAAAUCCCUACUGGACAGGAGUAUGCUGCAAAAAUCAUCAACACCAAGAAGCUAUCUGCCAGGGACCAUCAGAAACUGGAAAGGGAAGCUAGAAUCUGCCGUCUUCUGAAGCACCCCAAUAUUGUGCGACUUCAUGACAGCAUAUCAGAAGAGGGCUUCCAUUACUUGGUGUUUGAUCUAGUCACUGGAGGGGAGCUGUUUGAAGACAUAGUGGCGAGAGAAUAUUACAGUGAAGCUGACGCCAGUCAUUGUAUACAGCAGAUUCUAGAAAGUGUAAAUCAUUGUCACCUAAAUGGCAUAGUGCACAGAGACCUGAAGCCUGAGAAUUUGCUUUUAGCUAGCAAGUCCAAGGGAGCAGCCGUGAAACUGGCAGACUUCGGCCUGGCCAUUGAAGUUCAAGGGGACCAGCAGGCGUGGUUUGGUUUCGCUGGCACGCCCGGCUACCUCUCUCCGGAAGUGCUACGGAAAGACCCUUACGGGAAGCCGGUGGACAUGUGGGCAUGUGGUGUCAUUCUCUACAUCCUUCUGGUGGGGUACCCGCCCUUCUGGGAUGAGGACCAGCACAGACUCUACCAGCAGAUCAAGGCCGGAGCCUAUGACUUUCCAUCACCGGAGUGGGACACAGUGACUCCUGAGGCCAAAGAUCUCAUCAACAAGAUGCUCACCAUCAACCCUGCCAAGCGGAUCACAGCCUCCGAGGCCCUGAAGCACCCAUGGAUCUGCCAACGGUCCACGGUGGCUUCCAUGAUGCACAGACAGGAGACGGUCGACUGCUUGAAGAAGUUCAACGCCAGGAGAAAACUGAAGGGCGCCAUCUUGACGACCAUGCUUGCCACCAGGAACUUCUCAGCAGCCAAGAGUUUGCUGAAGAAACCAGAUGGAGUAAAGAAAAGGAAGUCCAGUUCGAGUGUUCAGAUGACGAUAAACAACAAAGCCAACGUGGUAACUAGUCCCAAAGAGACUGCCCCUCCCCCGGCGCUGGAGCCCCAAACCACUGUAAUCCACCACCCUGACGGAAACAAGGAGUCGACUGAGAGUUCCAACACGACAAUCGAGGACGAAGAUGUAAAAGCACGGAAGCAGGAGAUCAUCAAAGUCACUGAGCAGCUGAUCGAAGCCAUCAACAACGGGGACUUCGAGGCGUACACAAAAAUCUGUGACCCAGGCCUCACUGCUUUUGAACCUGAAGCUUUGGGAAAUUUAGUGGAAGGGAUGGACUUUCAUCGAUUCUACUUUGAAAAUGCUUUGUCCAAGAGCAACAAGCCAAUCCACACCAUCAUCCUGAACCCCCACGUCCAUCUAGUGGGGGACGAUGCCGCCUGCAUCGCGUACAUCCGGCUCACGCAGUACAUGGAUGGCAGCGGGAUGCCGAAAACCAUGCAGUCAGAAGAGACACGCGUGUGGCACCGCCGGGACGGCAAGUGGCAGAACGUGCACUUUCAUCGCUCGGGGUCGCCAACCGUCCCCAUCAAGCCCUCCUGUAUUCCAAAUGGGAAGGAAAACUUCUCAGGAAGCACCUCUUUGUGGCAAAACAUCUAAAGCACGAAAACCCUUCCCAUGUGGGUCUUCUAAAUGCGGACAGUGCCACCUCUGCGUCGUCUCCGGGCGCCUGGACGGGAACCUGGGCCCCUCUCCAUGCCUGUGUGAGUGCAUGAAGGCGCGAAGGUCCUGUGUGUGCAUAUGUGACGCAGCGUCUUGUCAUCUGUUCCUUCUGUACAUCGUUUACACUUCAGCUGUGGGGGUGUUCCAUGCAAACCAAGGGGGGCCAGACAAAAAUUCCACCCUACUCCAAGUACAACCUGUUCAUCAAGUUUCUUUUUGCCAAGAUUUAACAGACUUCACCAUUACUGUUCUCCCAAGAACAGUGUGUAAGAGAAAUGUAACUUUUUAAAAACUCUUUGAUGUUAAUCUGUUUUUGCUUGUUUCACAAAAAAGGGCAAAAAAAUACCUUCAGUUUCCUGGUGUGAUCCUGGUUGAAAUGGGCGGUUUUUCACUGAAGGCUUUGUUGCUGUUCAGCAAUGGAAGAGGGUGCACGUGUGGGUGUGGAAGCGGGAACCGGGGGGCUGUCUGCCGUCGGGUCAGGCUGGCAGCUGGCACGGUCAGGUCAUGUCCGCAGCUGGUCAGUCUGGUGGAUUCGCUGGGCUGAAAUUUUUGUUCCUUUCUCAAAGCUGCUGUUUUCUUCAUUUUAUCUCGUUCCCUACCCUUUUCCUUUUGUUUAGUAGUGAGUGAGAUCUGCAUAAUGAAGGUAAAAUAAAAACCGAGGCCUUUCAGAGGGAGCCAGCCUACAGUUUCGAUCGUCUUCAGGGCCCACAAAAAUGGUGUCAAGAUUUGAAAGGCUUUCGGUUUGCUUAGGCUGGAGCUUGGCCGCGUGGCCCGGGCAGGACGGCCGGCAGUGCACGCCUCCCGCGGCUGGUUCUCUGAGGCGCAGAGGACACCCGCUUUCCAUGCUCAGACGUGCUUUGAACGUGGUCGCUGCGACUUGUGCUUUUUAGCUUCUCUUUUUGUCAGGGUGACACAUCUUCCUGCAAGGAGUUAGGAUGCUCGUUUCAAAAAUAAGACAAGGGAACACUCCCAUUUUCUCCGUGCUGCUCGCCCCACCCUGUGGUGCAUGGACCCUCCCCCCGCGUUAUUUUACCAGUUACCGUAGAGAUUCGCAACCUCAGAAGCCUGUCUGUAAAGCAAGAAACAACGAAAACAGCCCUUUUUUCUCUCAUUUCAUCCUUCUGUGUUGAUUACUAAUCACCUUAGAUAUUGUUGCUAGUGGAUGUACGGUAGACGGAUUGAAGCUUUUCUGAUAAUUAUUACAUGAUUUAAAACAAUAUAUAUAUUUAAAAUAAAUAAAUACAGUAAAUGUAUUGAGCCAUGUUAACCUGCCAAUGAGAUCUGUGAAGUAAUGGCCUCAUUUUCCCUUUUUACUUUGUUACCUUUUUGUGAAACGGCUAUACGUGGCAUACAUGUAUUUUAAAAACAUAGGUAUGAAGUGGUUUUUUUUACACUUUUAACGUAGCACGUGGUGUUGACGUUUCACUGUAUGUAGCUCACGUCUUCUCCGCACUAGGACGCCAGGAAAUUGUGCUUUGUUCUCCACCACGAUCGGGUUUCACAUUUAUUACCUUCUAUCAUUUUGAAACACUGCAGUUUACCAUGGGACACUGUAUAUAUUUCUUGCCAUAAUGGUAAAUGACUGAUUGAUAUAUUUAAGAGUUAAUAAAUUUGUGAUUUCUGCUGACA